Molecule: messenger RNA, 483 nt
Organism: Necator americanus (New World hookworm)
Lineage: Eukaryota; Metazoa; Nematoda; Chromadorea; Rhabditida; Ancylostomatidae
Exons: 5
Coding region: 1-483 (160 amino acids)
Source: RefSeq, a predicted model, not a curated record
AUGGAAGCGCUGCUAUUAGUGCUAGCAAUACUAUUUACAUUGCUUGAGCAAAAGAAAGUGUCAUCGAUUCUUCGUGUUUCCGGUGAUACGAUGGUUGUGGAACGACUUCAAAGGGAAAAAUAUGUUUCAUUUAAUUUAUUUUCCUAUUCUUCGCUUGAUGGACUUGUCGUAUCAGUUGUUCUGACAGAUUCAAAAGCCAUAUGCAGCCAGUCUGACUUCAAAAAAAUGGGGAUACAAGUAAAGAUAAAUUUUACAACAAAACGUAUAGCGAGCAUCAAACUGCGCUUGAAAAAGCCAUCUUCAGCAAUUCUAAAUGCUUCGCUACCUGUCGAAGUUAGUAUCCACUUCCACAUCGUGCACGUUUCGAUCAAUCAGGAGGAGCAGACGAUGACUGUUCACGGCCAUCUGUACAUGAAUGAGCUUCUACGCCUCGCUAAUCCUUCUCGCUACGAUCGCAGCAAUGGCUUCCGCGUGUGUCUUUAA